AUGAAACCAGUUAUAUUAACUAUUCCAAUAGUGUUUUUAAUUGUUUUACAUGAAUUGUUUGAAAAUUGGUUACCAGGGCAUUAUACAUUUGAUACAAAUGUUUUACAAUCAUUAGUUGAUCAAACAUUAGCUGCUAAUCACAAUAAUAAUGCAACUGAAAUCAUGAUUGAUUUAAGUUCAAGAUUAAAACAAGUAUAUCCAACGUUAAUUAAUGAUUUAAAUUUUGAUGAAUGGGUAUAUAAUAAUGCAGGUGGUGCAAUGGGUACAAUGUUUAUUUUGCAUGCCUCAGUUACUGAAUAUUUAAUAUUCUUUGGAACUUCAACUGGUACUGAAGGUCAUACUGGAGUUCAUUGGGCAAAUGAUUAUUUUUAUAUUUUAACAGGUGAAGAAAGAGCUUCAUUACCUAAUGCACAAGAACCUGAAAUUUAUAAACCUGGUAAUUGUCAUCAUUUGAAAAAGGGAGAAGCUAAACAAUAUUCAAUGCCUCCUGAAUCAUUUGCAUUAGAAUUAGCUCAAGGUUGGAUUCCUGCAAUGUUACCAUUCGGAUUUAUAAAAACAUUGACUUCUACAUUGGAUUUCAAGACAUUUUAUUUAACAUGUUAUUAUACUGGAAGAGAUAUGAUUAGACAUCUAAAGAACGGUAAGUUGUAA
Molecule: messenger RNA, 651 nt
Organism: Insectozyma verbasci
Lineage: Eukaryota; Fungi; Ascomycota; Pichiomycetes; Serinales; Debaryomycetaceae
Source: the annotation of a GenBank genome assembly